This is a messenger RNA of Prunus armeniaca (apricot), 261 nucleotides long. NCBI's taxonomy places the organism in Eukaryota, Viridiplantae, Streptophyta, Magnoliopsida, Rosales, Rosaceae. The record is from the annotation of a GenBank genome assembly.
AUGUCCAUGCUCGCUUGGGCCCACAAGGAGCUCGAGUUCGUGAGCGGUCGUGUGAUGAGCACAAUGAUCGAUGCCCACCAGCUCGCUCGAGGAACAACAUGCGACGACAAGCUGCAGAGGGAUCCUCCCAAACUCAACCUUCUCAACUGCCCCACGGGCAGAGAAACCAAGGGGAUCGACCCUUGGGAGCUGAAGAAGAAGUUAGCUAGUCACGCUCAAGGCAUCGAAGACGUCGACCUGAACGACCCUCCUUGCAAGUAG